Molecule: messenger RNA, 3103 nt
Organism: Cucurbita pepo subsp. pepo (vegetable marrow)
Lineage: Eukaryota; Viridiplantae; Streptophyta; Magnoliopsida; Cucurbitales; Cucurbitaceae
Source: RefSeq, a predicted model, not a curated record
GAAGAGAGAGAAAAGAGAGGGAGAGGGAGAGAGAAUAGAGAGAGGGAAAGGGUUUUCGCUGCGUAACAAAAAGCAGAACGAGAGUCGAGAGAGAUAGAGAAAGAGAGUCGUAUACAGUGCUUUGACAAACAUAUCUUCUUAUUGACACGGCGGAACCCUAGCGGGAGACGGACUAAGAGCAGCCCUUUUGAAACGUUUCUCAGAUCUGAACCUCCGGCCGGCGAGGGAGAGAGGUAUCCAAAACAUAGUCAAACAGUAUGGGUGCUAAAGGAGGAGGCAAAAGCACCAAUGGAACGUCUGGAAUUCCGGCAGAGUGGCGGAAGAUGGUCCAGAGCUUAAAAGAGAUUGUAGGUAACUGUACCGACCAGGAGAUCUACGCUACCCUAAGGGAAUGUAAUAUGGAUCCUGAUGAAGCUGUUAAUCGUCUUCUCACGCAAGACCCUUUUCAUGAGGUGAAGAGCAAACGAGAAAAGAAAAAAGAGAAUAAGGAUCCAAUUGAUUCCAGAUCUCGUGGUCCUAGCAUCCCUCCCAACCGUAUGAAUAAGGGCAGUACAGAUCGUUAUGCCGGUCGUGAAACUGGUGUGUUGCACAGUAAACCUGUGUACAAGAAAGAAAAUGGAGAUCAUGCUGGUUCGUCUUCUGCAUCUGGACAAUCUGGAAGCCACUCAUACUACCAAUUUCCAUCUCACAGCAACAAUGCGGCUACAGAAAAUAAGUUAGCAGGAUUAGGUGUAGGAGAUGGAGCAAUCUCAUCCUCACAGUCCACUUUUGGCUAUCAAUCUACCUGGGGUGGUCAAGGCCAAGUAUCGAUGGCUGACAUUGUCAAGAUGGGAAAACCUCAGGGAAAGAGUUCCUCGGUGCAAAACACUUCCCUUCAAGGUGCUAGUUCUCUUAACAGUAUACCAUUUCAGUCCACGCCAUCACACCAGAAUUUUCAUUCAGCCCAGCAUCAGGCUUCCACAGUUUCAGAAGUUCACUCUGGACCAGGUAUUGUGAGUCAGCAGGCAUCACUCAAUGAUGAAUGGCCCUCAAUCGAGUCUCCUCAACCUGUUAGUAUCUCUAGUACGAUAGAGUCGCCUGCAGUCUUGGAGUUGCAUUCAAAUCCAGCCAACUUAUCAUUGGAUGCUGCUAGUCAGCAUAUACAUCAAGACAAGGUUCAGGUGGUUGAAAGUGGUUCCGUUGACACAGUUGAUGCAAACCAUGCUGCUCAUGCUUCUUCUAUAUUGGGUAGAAAUAUUCAAGAAGAUAACUCUGGGGGUACCUCUGUGUCAGAUAAUAACUUAUAUGAGGAUNUUUUUUUUCCAGCUGAAGACGGCGGUUCAUCAUUGUCUGCAAAUUUUCAGCAAUUGAGCAUACAGAAGGAGGACCAGGGCUCACCACCUGAAGAGGAUAAUCCUUCUGUAGUAAUUCCACAUCACCUCCAGCUUCACACCCCAGAUUGCUUUCAUUUGAGCUUUGGAAGUUUUGGAUCUGGGACUAAUGCUACCUUUUCUGGUUCUGCGGGUUUUUCAAAUGAACCUCAGAAUAGUAAUGUAGAGGAGAUUUCUGUGCCAGCAGACGUCUCUUCAGUUGGUCACUCCGAGGCUAGAAAUUCUGAGUAUUACGAGGAUGGUGGUACUAACUCAGAUGGGAACCUAAUUCAUAGAACUAGUGCUAGCGGUGGAUAUUACGAAACUCCUGCUACUCAAGCAGAGGUUAAGCAGGAAAGCUCUGAAAAUACUCAGGCUAGUCUAUAUGCAUUUCCAUCCUCUUCUCCAGCAUUUAGUUAUGAGAACAACCAACCAUCAGAAAUUCCAUUUAUACAGAAUAGUUCAGAAAUGCAGAACCUUGAGAGAGCGAUGCUAGCAUACACAAAUAAUUUAUCCAACAAUAUGUUGUUGGCUUCCACAUCUCAGACAGUGAGGGAGGAUCCUCCAUAUUCACCUUUUCCAGACACACAAUCAGUGCCAAAGUACAGCAAUGUUGCUUCUUCGAUAACUGGCCCCUCCAUGGCCAUGCCAGAGGUUCUAAGAACAAGUAGCAUUUCUACUUCUCAGCCUACUCCACAGUCUAAUGUUGCAGCAGGACCGGCCCUUCCACAACACCUUGCUGUUCAUCCUUAUUCUCAGCCCACACUUCCUGUGGGUCAUUAUACUAAUAUGAUUAGCUACCCUUUCUUGCCACAGAGCUACACAUAUAUGCCUUCUGGUUUCCAACAAGCAUUUGCAGGUAACAGUACAUACCAUCAAGCUUUGGCAGCAGUACUUCCACAGUACAAAAAUAGCAUUUCUGUUAGCAGUUUGCCUCAGUCUGCUGCAAUUGCUUCUGGUUACGGUUUUGGAAGUUCAAUUAGCAUUCCUGGAGGAAAUUUCCCGCUGAAUCCUCCCACAGCACCAGCAGGUUCAUCCAUUGGCUAUGAAGAUGCUAUAAGUUCACAGUACAAAGAGAGCAAUCAUUUACUCUCCCUCCAGCAGCAGAAUGAAAACCCGGCGAUGUGGAUUCAUGGGCCUGGUUCCCGAACAAUGUCUGCUGUUCCCGCUAGUGCAUAUUACAACCUCCAAGGGCAGAAUCAACAAUCUAGUGGAUUCCGGCAAGGUCAACAGCCUUCACAACAAUUUGGGGCACUGGGAUACCCGAACUUCUACCAUUCCCAGGCGGGUAUGUCACUAGAUGGCCAACAGCAAACACUCAGGGAUGCAUCUCUGGGAGGCUCUCAAGGUCAACAGCCCAAGCAGUCGCAACAGAUAUGGCAAAACAGCUACUAAUAGGCUGAGCGUGUCGUAGUAGUGGUCAAUCAGAGGUGCUCUUAUGAUCUGGCAUUAAUUAAUUAAUGGAAUGUUAUUAAUUUGUCUGAAGAGAUCGACUGGCCACUCCCCUGUGCCACGAGGUUGUAUUUUACACAAUAUCAUUGUCUGCUUAUGUUUUAACGAGGUCUGCUAAUUUGGAUUAGUGAACCACUCUUUUGAGCUCCUUUCUCUCCUAGUUAUAUGGUAUGAAGAAGCAUUGUUUUUCCGCAGUUUUAACCUAGUUUCACAUUAAUUUAAAGCUUUUACAGGGGAUUUACUGUUUAGUAUUGACAAGGCUCAUUUGGCUUAUAUAGUGAUACCAUUAUGUUUAUGCUUCA